Messenger RNA from Thunnus maccoyii (southern bluefin tuna), 785 nucleotides. Its product is annotated as dual specificity phosphatase 29-like. Gene Ontology annotation, molecular function: protein tyrosine/serine/threonine phosphatase activity; MAP kinase phosphatase activity. Gene Ontology annotation, cellular component: cytoplasm. NCBI's taxonomy places the organism in Eukaryota, Metazoa, Chordata, Actinopteri, Scombriformes, Scombridae. The record is from RefSeq and is a predicted model, not a curated record. Gene Ontology annotation, biological process: protein dephosphorylation; negative regulation of MAPK cascade. The transcript is spliced from 4 exons. The coding region runs from base 158 to 778 and encodes 206 amino acids.
UGAGCCUGCCAGAAUUAAACCUCACCAUGUUCUGCCUUUAAGGACGGCUUCACAACAAGCUGGCUAGAAUGAUGAAAACAAAACUGUCGAGCAGGAAAAUGAAGGACUUCAAUCUCUCGCUAAUAAAUCAUGUGUGAAAGGAAGCCACGGUGAGAAAAUGGCUUCUCACAAGUCAAAGACUGGCACCAAGAUAAAUGUUACAAAGGCAGCGGAGGAAUCCAGUCCAGUGGAUGAAUAUGUCACACCUGGGGGCUAUGAGCUGGAGAAAAUCCUCAACCGUGGGAGUGUGGCUUACACUCAUGUCAACGAGGUUUGGCCUAACACCUACAUCGGGGACGAGGAGACUGCAAAGGACAAAUAUAAUCUGGAGAAGUUGGGGAUUACGCACAUCUUGAAUGCGGCAGAGGGGACGUGGAACAACGUGGACACUGGAGCUGGUUACUACAGCGACAUGGACAUCGUCUAUUACGGCGUGGUAGCAGAGGACAUCCAAACCUUUGACCUCAGCCAGUAUUUUUUCUCUGCUGCCAAGUUUAUUGAAGAAACACUAAGCAAUCCUCAGAAUAAACUGCUGGUUCACUGCGUGAUGGGAAGGAGUCGGUCUGCCACGCUCUUCCUUGCCUACCUCAUGAUCUGUGAGAACAUGACGGUGGUUGACGCCAUCGAGCACGUGAAAAAACGCAGGCGGAUCAUCCCCAACUGGGGCUUCCUGAAACAGCUGAGAGAAUUGGACAUGCAGCUCCAGGAGAAAAAGAAAGACACUACAGAGCAGAGCUGAUUAUAAA